AUUAGGGAAGUGUGACCGUUUCAAAUAUAUAAUCACUAAUGACAGAUGUAUGCCCUUUGGCCAUCAGUAACUGACCAGAAACAAAAGACAAAAGCACAUAUGCUAUAUCAAUUAUAUUGGCAAUAAGUACCACAUGUGUCUGGGAGAUAUGACCUCGGGAACUGGCCAGAAACAAAAGACAAAGCACAUAUGCUAUAUCAAUUAUCUAAGCACUCAGGACACUCUGUGUCUGGGGACUCUUGACCACAGGAACAUGAUCAGGGACAAAAGCAUAUACAAAUUAGCAACAUAUGUUUAAAUGGUAUCUAGUCUAAUUAAUUAUAAGUUGAGGGGGAGUGUUAAAUAUGGUAAUAUCUAAAACUUAUAAUUUAAGCAGACCCAAUAGCAGUGCAGAUAGUUUUGGGGCGUAAUUUAGGCCUAGCCAAUCGCAAAAACAAGGCAUCUAUGGGCGGUAAUACAGGAUGGCCAUAAAUACAGCGUACCAUGAGACCUGGACAAUACAAAAGUUUUAUUCACAGAAACAUUUUUCUGACGAUAAAAAAACAAGAUGUCUCAACACAGCGCUAAUAGCAUGUUUAACAACUUUGGGGACAUUACAGAUUCUCAGUUAGCGGCUGUUAUGGAUGUUGUAUUACCACCAUUGCCCUAUUCACAAACAGAAGAUAUUUUAGGACUAACAGCUAGAGACCUAAACAUUCUUGACUGUGCAACUCUAAAAGAGCCCGACAUUGAGAUCAUUGCGCAUAAUGUUGAGAGCCGUGCAACACACAAAAAACCAUCACAGACUGAAAAAAGGGGGAAAACAUUUCGUAAAAAAAUCAAGGCAAAUAACGCAUCAGAAAAGGAGAAUAUUCCCCCUGUAGAGCGUGUUUUGAUGCCUUCAGCCCCACGUAAAGUAACCCAAGCUGAAAUACACAAUAGAACAACUAAAACAUCUAAGAGAAGUAAAACAGGCCAGAUAUCUGAUACAAAAGAAAGAAGAGCAACCAAAAACAUCACAAAUCCUGUUGUUCCUGGACUCCACAAAACAGAAGUCGUUAAAUCAAAGCCAUUACUAAAAAAUGAUUUUAAUGGAUCAAUAAGGACCUUGCCAUUGUCUCCAGUUUCUAAUCUUGAUGAAUCUACAUCACAAGCUGUCAAGGGUGGUGAGUCAGCAUGUAUAAUACCAAGUAAUGUUAUCAGGUAUGUUCCAAAGCAGUCUGUUAUACAGAGCACACCUUUAGCUGGUAGGGGUGUAAGUAAUGUGAAGAGGCAACUCACAUAUGAAAAUACCCCACCUGCUAAACAAAAACGCGUCGCAGAAACACAAACAGAAAACAGUUUAGAUGUUGCGUUACCAGCAGAAGGCCUGUAUACUCACAUUUUACAUUUUACAGGUCUUAGAACUUGGAGUAAAAAAGUACAGAGUGCAUUGAGUCAUAUGGGGAGUCUAAACCACAGAUGGCUUAACAUGGUUAAUUUUUUAGGGCACCUUAACAGACAGGCCAUGGCAUUAGGUAGUACGGCGCCUGAAGAGUCUAAGGGUGCAGAGAUAAUAGCUGUUUCUGAAAAGUACACAAAAUUAAGUAAGGUUCUUAAGGCUUUUGAAAAAGAAAUAGGUGAAACAGCAUGACUAAAAAUGGUUGGUGGUGGUAGGUUAGAAAAAUUUCCCAAACUGUCUGUGAACAGAACUAAAACUAUCAAUCGGGCUGUUAAAAUGUUAAUAAGUGCCAGGGCUUCUUUGAAGGCUAGGGCACAUAGACGUCUUUGUUGUAACAAUGCAAAUCUGCAUGCUACAACAUCGACUUCUUUACCCAUUCAAUCAGGGGUCCUCAAAACACAUGACACACCACACAAAUCUGAUAGGUUACAAAUACAGGCCACGCAACAGAAUAGUGGGCGCAGUAAUGUACAGGACAGUGACCAAAGACUGUGUUUGGAAGCUGUUAAUGCUGAUCAUGAUCAAAAUACUGGUGUAUAUUUAGAUGCUAUUUACCAUCAACAGAGAGACCUAGCCAACUUUAACGGUGUUAUGUAUAUUGACCAUUUUAGAUUUAUAAACUUAGACAGAAUACACUCAUUUGUGGAUGCUGUUAAUGCUGUGCAUUCCAGUAUUCAAAAUUUACUGAACAGAACCUUACCAGACAUAGCACCAGGAGAUUUUGUACAGUUGCGUCUUGAGGGUGGGAAUGCUUUUGACCCUGUAUAUUCCACAAAACAGUCUAGUGAAGCUUUUAAUGCUGACACUUUUUUGAAUUGCAUUGCGAAUGCUUUACAGAGUAAUGCAGAAUGUCUUGCUGGCAAUUCUCUAAAACUUGUGGUAGUUGUGAUCAGGAAUAGGCGCGGUGGUGUGAAAAAACGGUUGCGUGCAAUCCCUUACAGCAAAAUUAUCAGUGGUAAAAAGCAAUGGUUGUAUGAUUUUAACAAUUAUACUACAAAUCUGUGUCUGGCAGCCAGUCUAUACGCCUUGAUGGAUAAUGAUGAUGUCGGUGAUGCCGUUUUACUAGAACGUGCCAAACAGUUACACAGGGUUCUAGACAUACCAGAGGAUCAGCUAGUGUCUUUUAAUGACAUUGCGGAGUUUGAAAAUUACUUAAACGUUAACAUUAAAAUUCUGUAUUUCAGUCAGGGGCGCUGGCAGUUUUAUCAUACAGGGGCGGCAUCCAGAGAAAAGAUUUUAUUUGUUUUACACCAUGAAAACCAUUAUUAUGGUAUUAAAAAUGUGAAAAGUUUUAUUGGUGAGUCAUACUUUUGUGAGAGAUGCAAUUCUGUGUAUCACCACAAGAAUAAUCAUGGCUGUCAGCAGUUUUGUAAAGCAUGUCAUAGAAUGGAUUGUAGGGAUGAAAUA
Molecule: messenger RNA, 2827 nt
Organism: Xenopus tropicalis (tropical clawed frog)
Lineage: Eukaryota; Metazoa; Chordata; Amphibia; Anura; Pipidae
Exons: 6
Coding region: 548-1612 (354 amino acids)
Source: RefSeq, a predicted model, not a curated record